AUGAGGUUGCUCAAUGUUCACACCUUCCAGCUGGUGGAGUUUCUGGGAAAGAAGCCGGAGUACGCCAUCCUAUCCCACACCUGGGAGAAGAGAGAGAUCCUCUUUGAACACAUGACCCAACCCACGAAGAGCUUGAAGAAGAGGGAUGGGUGGGAUAAAGUCAGCAAUUGCUGUAAACAGGCUAGAACGGAUGGUCUAGGAUACGUUUGGAUCGACACUUGCUGCAUCGAUAAGAGCAGCAGCGCGGAGCUAUCAGAGGCCAUCAACUCCAUGUUUGCGUGGUACGCAUCGGCGGAAAUAUGCUAUACGUACCUGAGCGACUUGGAACUACCAGAGGAUCGCUCCAACUACGACCUGGAAGCCUCCUUGAGGACAUGCCGAUGGUUCACAAGGGGCUUUACAUUGCAGGAGCUUAUCGCUCCAUGUCAGGUCUGGUUCUUCGAUAAAAACUGGAAUUAUGUUGGGAAAAGAGAUGAUGCCGACGAAAACGAUUGGCAGUGGAGUAUCAAGAGCCAACCGGUACACGAAAUGAUAUCAGCCAUCACCCAUAUCCCUGUACCCGUUCUGGGUCGUGGAUCAAAGCGGGAGCAACCAAUGGAAAGGCUUGAGGUAUUGAUGAGAGGCUUUUCUAUUUCACAACGCAUGAACUGGGCAGCAGGACGCAGCACCACCCGCGUCGAGGACGAAGCCUACUGUCUCCUGGGCCUGUUUUCGAUCCAUAUGCCCCUGCUGUACGGCGAGGGCAAAAAGGCAUUCCGCCGGUUGCAGGACGAAAUCAUGCGAGGCUCAAACGACCAGUCCAUUUUCGCCACCAAUGAGCAUACUCUUCUCGCGUCGUCGCCAGACGGGUUUAUUGACAGCCGCACUGGAAAAUCCUCUCCAGUCGAUUUGAUCUCACUACAACGGACCUGUCUCUCCUCUGGAAAUGUUGACGACUCGUUCGUAGACGCAGGUCCAAGCGUAAUAAGUAUGACCCUGUUCAUAUGCCCGUUGAAGAAUUGCAGCACUCGUUCGAUAUACCUUGGCUACCACGCCUCCACUGCCGUCUACCUCGGGAUAUUGAAUUGUGCUUUCCAGAAUGACAUUUACCGACGGCCCGUGAUCAUUCUGGAGAAGUUGAAUGGCCAAAGAACAUUCUUCCGGAAAACGAACGGUUAUUUGACCGGGAUGCCAAGCAUUUCGUGUGUGGAGAUGGAAGGCACACAACAAAUCUAUGACAAUGAGUGUCGUGCGGACGCCAGGCUAGAGAGGGUCAGCAUCAUCCACUCUUACGAAGCCUCCAUUCUCGAGUACACAAGUGUGGAUCAAUGUCCGAUUCUAUCAAUAAAGAUCCAUCUUGCAGACAAGUACAAGCUUCUGUCUUACUCCCCACCGCAGACAAGGCUGCAUCGAACCAAUGGACUCGUCGUCAUUCAACUACCAGGAUCAGGCAUUCCUCAAAUCGAGAACAACGGGAGACUUCGCGGUAUCGCUGUGGUGGAGACACCGCACGGUUCAAAUCUACUGGUGGGCUGGGGAGGUGUUGGAGCUGCUAUGUCCGAUGGAGAGUCUCAACAGCAAGGCUUUAUGGGUUGCCAGGCAGUAAAGAUGGCUCAAGGUCCUUUAAAUCUCGAAGAAGACUCCUUCCUUAGCUCCUACUUAACCAUGAUGAGUGAAAAUCAUGACUCUGACUUGCAGCUUACGCGUGGGCAAGAAAUAGGCGAUUCUGUGCGCUCCGGGGUCUGGAUUGAAGAAAAGGAGAUCCUCGGUCAUCGAGAUUGCGACCUCUAUAUUGGAUAUGAGCUCACCUCUGAUCAAAUUAGCCGUCUAUUCUCUAGCAUACAAUGA
Thyridium curvatum is the source of this 1827-nucleotide messenger RNA. RefSeq lists its product as uncharacterized. The coding region runs from base 1 to 1827 and encodes 608 amino acids. The record is from RefSeq and is a predicted model, not a curated record. Lineage: Eukaryota; Fungi; Ascomycota; Sordariomycetes; Thyridiales; Thyridiaceae. The transcript has 2 exons.